UUGCACGCUUGUGCACAUGGUAACGCACGCAUCUGCGCAACAGCGAAUAGCUUUUAACCGUCAUACAGCGGCAGCGUGCGCUUCCCGGCAUAGUCACAAUGAAGAUUGAGGAGGUGAAAAGUACAACAAAAACUCAACGCAUUGCGAGUCAUAGUCAUGUUAAAGGUCUGGGACUCGAUGAAAAUGGUGUGCCGAAGCAGGCUGCAGGCGGCUUGGUGGGCCAGGAAAGCGCAAGAGAGGGAUGUGGCAUCAUCGUGGAGCUAAUUCGAUCCAAGAAGAUGGCAGGAAGAGCGGUAUUGUUGGCGGGCCCUCCGGGCACAGGAAAGACAGCACUGGCACUUGCCAUUGCUCAAGAACUAGGAAACAAAGUGCCUUUCUGUCCCAUGGUGGGCAGUGAAGUCUACUCCACUGAGAUUAAAAAGACUGAGGUCCUGAUGGAAAAUUUCAGAAGAGCUAUUGGUCUAAGAAUCAAAGAAACUAAAGAAGUGUAUGAGGGUGAGGUGACUGAGCUUACACCCUGUGAGACCGAGAACCCAAUGGGAGGAUAUGGUAAAACAAUCAGCCAUGUCAUCAUUGGUCUAAAGACAGCCAAGGGAACUAAGCAGCUAAAGCUUGAUCCGAGUAUCUAUGAAAGCUUACAGAAAGAGAGGGUGGAGGUUGGCGAUGUGAUUUAUAUUGAAGCCAACAGUGGAGCAGUCAAGCGUCAAGGCAGGUGUGAUACCUAUGCGACGGAAUUCGACCUUGAAGCUGAAGAAUAUGUGCCCUUGCCGAAGGGUGAUGUGCACAAAAAGAAAGAAAUCAUUCAGGAUGUGACUCUUCAUGACCUGGAUGUAGCCAAUGCCAGACCACAGGGGGGACAAGAUAUCCUGUCUAUGAUGGGACAGCUGAUGAAACCCAAAAAGACUGAAAUUACAGAUAAACUACGUGUUGAGAUCAACAAGGUGGUGAAUAAGUAUAUUGACCAGGGAGUAGCAGAGCUGGUGCCUGGAGUGCUGUUUAUAGAUGAGGUACACAUGCUGGAUAUUGAGUGUUUUACCUACCUGCAUCGUGCCCUGGAGUCCUCUAUUGCUCCCAUUGUAAUCUUCGCUACCAACCGUGGGAAUUGUCUGGUCAGGGGCACUGAAGACAUUACAUCUCCUCAUGGUAUUCCCUUGGACCUACUGGAUCGAGUCAUGAUUAUUCGUACGAUGCUUUACACCAUACAGGAAAUGAAGCAGAUUAUUAAAAUCCGUGCUCAAACAGAAGGUAUUAGCGUGAGUGAAGAUGCCCUGAAUCACCUGGGGGAGAUUGGGAGCAAGACAACACUUAGAUAUGCUGUUCAGCUGCUUACACCAGCCAACCUGUUAGCAAAGAUUCAUGGUAAAGAUGGAAUUGAGAAGGAACAUGUGGAGGAGAUCAAUGAGCUGUUCUAUGAUGCCAAGUCCUCUGCCAAGAUCCUGGCUGAUCAGCAAGAGAAGUACAUGAAAUAGACCUGGCACUGGAGUAAUCUGACAAAGUCCUUUGAACACCCAAAGCUGUGGGAAAAACACCCCCUCAUUGCCCACUGAUCACCUUUCCUGGCCAUCCCAUCGGCCUGAUGCAUUGCUGAUCUGUAGAUGAGCUAUCAGGUGGGACACUUAAAGGGAACAUUACCUGCUUUGGGUAUUAUCUGAACAAACUGUUACUUUUUUUUUUUUGUUUGUUGUAAUUUUAUAAAUUAAAGUGUCUGCUUACACUA
Molecule: messenger RNA, 1717 nt
Organism: Erpetoichthys calabaricus (reedfish)
Lineage: Eukaryota; Metazoa; Chordata; Cladistia; Polypteriformes; Polypteridae
Gene: ruvbl1
Product: RuvB-like AAA ATPase 1
Exons: 11
Coding region: 99-1469 (456 amino acids)
Biological process (GO): regulation of transcription by RNA polymerase II; box C/D snoRNP assembly; chromatin remodeling
Cellular component (GO): NuA4 histone acetyltransferase complex; Ino80 complex; R2TP complex
Molecular function (GO): ATP hydrolysis activity; DNA helicase activity; ATP binding
Source: RefSeq, a predicted model, not a curated record